GCUGCUGGUGGCACAAGGGUUUAACUGGAGCACCUGGAGCUUGGCAGGAGAUGAGGAAUGUGCUGACCAGGGCCUCAGAAUGUGUCAGUUUGACUUGAUUUUAUUCAGAUCUAACUGACCAGAAGAUUCCUCUUCUCUUCAUUCUCCCUCUCCCAGCAGAAACAUUUAUUAUGCUAAGUGAAAUGUUUAACCACUGGCACUGUUGGCUGCAACAGCUCUUCAUAAGCAGCUUUAGCAUUUGCUGGGAUCAGCACCCUGGGGCUGGAGAUGGUGUUUUCCUCUGCCCAGUUACUCUUCCUCACUCCUCUCUCAUCUCCCCUGCCCGUUUUUCAAGUUCCAAUGCGUUAAAAUAAAAAGUAUUAACGGCGCUUAUCUGAUGCAUGGGAGAUUGUGAGAGCAAGCUGGCGAGCAGCCAGGAGCUAAUAGCAGCAUAAAGCAAUUUGCUGAAAAAAAAAGAAUUAACAUGCUAAUUGUCAGGCUGGAGAGGUUGCUGGGGAUCACAGAGGAGUAACAAAAAAAAAAAAAAAAAAAAAAAAAAAAAAAAAAAAAGAAAGAAAAAGGGACAUUGAUUACUCUAGGUUUAAACAAUAAAGGGCUGAAGAAGAAAGAAAGGUUUUGAGGCAAUUUUCUUCUUUUUUGUCCCGUUCUCUGCUGCCCUCCCCCAGCUCAAAACCUCCAGCCAGAGCCUCAGGCACUCACGGGAAUUUAUCCGAAGAUCUCUUCCUUUUUAGCAUCGUGUCAGUGCCAGCUGCACCGCGGGCUCGGCAGCAGUGUGCAGCCCUGCCCUGCCCGGGCUGGAGCUGCGGCCGGGCAAAGCCGGGUCCAACAGAGCCCGCCCUGGCUGAGCCAGCGCUGGGAGCCUCCCUGAGAACUGAAUCCCCAGGGAAGCUGUUUUGGGGUUUCUUUCCCGGACAAAGGGACGUCGCUCUUUUUUUAACUAUUAUUUUUUAAAAUUUAUUUCUCUCAAAGCAAUGAAAGGAGUGCCUGGAAAGCUCAGCCUCUUAACCCCGGCUCCACAGAGCGCCGUUAACUGGGAUUAGGAAAGUCAACUAAUGCUUCCCAGCGCCAGGAUUUCAGCAGCACGGAGCCUCCCGAGGCACAGACCCGCGACGGCAUCUCCGGGCAGCGGCUGCCUCUCUGCACAGAUGCCGCUUAACCCCGGAUUUCUGUGCACCCCACUUCUGCAGAGCGGCUGCAGAGCCACCGUGCCUCCCCUCGGCGGGCGGUGAGCGCUGCCAGGGCUGCUCGGUGCCUGCCAGCCGGGCUGAAGAAGCUCUGCCGAGCCCAGCCCGUGCCGGAGCGGGGCACCGGGCUCGCAGCUCUCCCCGCACAUCCCUGCUGACCCGCAGAUGAGCCGGAGCAUCUCCCCAAACCCGGCGUGCUGGGGGAACCAGGGCCAGGACACGAGACUGACUGCGUUUGUCCUCCUGUUUUACUUCUGCUGCGGAAGAAAUUUAAGCAAGAACAUGUAUAGUGAAUUGCUCAAUUCAACCAGUGCCACCGAAGCUCACCUAAUGAUUCAGACCAACACGCCCUACCUGAGCAGCACUCCGAGACCCGUGAGCUCCUCUGCUCUUUACAUGUCCACAGCCCGGGUGUUAAAAGAAGGGGAAAUAAAUAAGCCAGACCUGGUGACUUACAUAAUUCUAUUUUUCUUUCUGUUCUUGACUGUGACAUUCAUUGUGUUCUUCAUAAACUGCCAGCUGAAAAAUUCUUUUUUUGCUACUCUUCCUUACGACAGAUCGCUCAGGGAGGCGAGGAACCCGUGGAGGACACAAGCUGUCUGACACUUCUCAUUCCAGCAGGAGCAGGCACCACAAACCCUGUGCAGAAAGGAGUUAGUGCCAUGUGCCAGUGCAUGGAUGUGACCCCCUUUAGAGUAGUGGGCAGGAGGAGAUUGCUCAAAAUUAUGCUGUAUGCCAAUCUGGGUAGCUGUAAAUAAAAAGCUCUGUUAUGAACUGAAGAGAAUGCUUUAGCAAAUUGAUACAGUUUUUGCAAAAAAUUGCCCCGUGAUUCCAGAUUAAGCUCUGUGUGUAUGCAAAUGUCAUCAUCCACCCAUUCAGUGUCCAUACAAGGAUAAUUGUAUUAACAACAAUCUCUGAUUUGGGCAUCUGGUGGAGCUUGUUCCCCCGUGUUUAGGAAAACAAGCAUCAAAUGUAAAAAACCAGUGUAUUUACCUAACAGCUCCAGAGAUGGGUUUCUCCCAACUGCUGCUGGAACAGCAUGGUGAUGCUGUGGGAGGCCUGCCAGGCAGGAGGAGAAAAUGAAAAAUGUUUAUUUGGGCUUUUGAUUGUCAUUCUGUUAAGGCUGUUUUUGAUGUUUGAAUGCAUCAUUGAUCAAGUCUUAAGUUACCACUUAUGUGAAACACUUACUGCCUAAGGAAUUUAUUUUCAUCUUUCAUAAACUGCAAAGGAAAUUAUUUGCCACAGCAUGAAACCAAAAUAAUCAAGAUGGGGAGAAGUGGGGAAGGAAAAUUAAUUUAUUUAAUAUUAUGCAAACUAUUGAAAAGUGUGAGGAGAGUGCUCCAAGUUUGAUACACAAAGUGGAUAAGUUCUGAAAGCCAUAAAACACAGCUUUAUAGGAAUAGUAGCUUUACUUUGUCACUCCAUGCUCUUCAUCUAAACCUUGCCCAAUUAGAAACAUGAAUUAUCAAUAUUACAACAGCUUUAUUCAACACUGGUCACUGGCAACCCUUACCAUUUCAAAUUACUAUCUGAUUUUGUUCAAAAAUCAGAACAAAAAAAAAAACCUUCUGCUUAACACUGGUAGGUGACAAUCUAUUUUGUAGAUGCUGAUUUCUUGUAAACUUGCAGUUACAGCACAAUUCCAGAUGAAGCUGCAUGAAUUUGGGAAGAGUGUCCAUAAUUCCCACAAACUGCGGGCAAAGGGCUUGGGUUUUGUUGGUUUGGUGUGGGUUUUUUUUGUGUUUGUUGUUGUUGUUGUUGUUGUUGUUUUUUAAAUCAAAUGGCUCAACAUACAGGAGAAUUGCAGCUAUCCAGAAACACCCAGUCCUAAAUUCUGUUUUAGCUGCAGUUUUGGGUAUUGGAUCAUCUGAAAUGGGUUUCACAGGGGUGUCAGAUGCUGCUCCUAACCCUGUUCUUGAACUGCAGAGUACUCCAGAUGUAUAUAUGUGUACAUAACUUAUUUCAUCCAAAGGAGGAGAUUUUACAAUGCAAUUACACACACAUACAGGCUUGCACUCAAGAACACAGACAAAAUGUGUAUAUAUGGAAGUCUGUUUGCAAGCUGCUUCUUUUUUAACCCAAGAAUCGCACAGUUGAUAACACUUCCAUGUCAUUGUCUUUGUUACCAUGUUUUAUUUUGCUCCAAUAAGCUAAACUACUACAUAACAGAUUUCAAUAUUUUAUUCCUUGAUAUGUGGCCAAUAUUUCCUCUGAACCAAAUUUAACUGGUGUAAUUCCAAUUAAUGCAGAAAGCAACAAUAAAUGCAAGUGUAUUUCUCUCAGCCCUUUUUGAAUAAAUCAAGUUUUAUCAAA
Molecule: messenger RNA, 3497 nt
Organism: Passer domesticus (house sparrow)
Lineage: Eukaryota; Metazoa; Chordata; Aves; Passeriformes; Passeridae
Gene: SMIM32
Product: small integral membrane protein 32
Exons: 2
Coding region: 1350-1787 (145 amino acids)
Source: RefSeq, a predicted model, not a curated record